GUUCCUUGUCCACUCCCACUACACCUCCUCGCAAGCCUGAAAGGCAACAGAAAAUGGCAUCUGUAGAAGCUCUCCCACGAACGCACUUGCUAUCUCUCCCACCCGAGGUCCGCGAGGAGAUCUACCGUCUCCUUCUCUGUCCCGCAGCGAAUUGCACGGUGCACUCCGACGAAUAUAUCACGUAUCGCUAUGGACCCGCCCUACAGCUCCUUCUCACGAACCGGCUCAUCUACAUUGAAGCCCGCAAAGUCUUCCGCGACCUAAACCAAUUCGUCCGCAUCGAAACUCCAUGGCCCGAGGCACGAAACCACGUAGCGACCGAAGGGCACGUGCCCAUCAUAAUCGCUGACCAGAAGGCUGCAAAAUUUGAUAAGCAUGUUAUGGUGAUGAGCAUCGAUGCCCCCCAGCAUUCGAGUUUGCAAUGGGAUGUUCAGAAAUUUGUCAUCUUGGCAGACGAUGUGGACAAGUUCGCGGAGAUGUGGAUGUAUUCAGGUCUCACGCAUCCUGGUCUCAACGAACACUUGCGACUGAUCCUAGAAUUGCGAGAUCCGUAUCGCCUGGAGGGCGAGGAGAAGAAAAUUUCAGAAGCCUUGCAGAAGAAGUUGUUGUUGCCGUUUGGUGUGAUCAAGAACUUGAAUGCUGUGUCGAGGGAGGAUGGGACAGUAUUUACCGGAACACUAUGCCCGUCUCCGAAUAUCGAAAAAGAGUUGAGGAAAUUGCAGACCGAGCCAUAUCACAGUCCGGAGCAUUGCCUACGGGAGGCCACGAGGCUGAAAUUCGAAGGGAAUGCAGAGCUGGCAAAACGCAAUUUCCAGGGUGCGCUGAAGUUAUACAAUGAUGCAUGGAAAGCGAUGCAUAUUGUGGUGAAGGGAAAGCAACGCCACAUUCACGCCGAUGCGUUCUUUGCGCGAGAGCUGAGGGAAGAACCGUACACUGGGAAGAAUGGCCAAACGGAGCGCUUGAUGCUGAGGAUACAACUCGUGGCGAACACGUGUGAGGUAUACCUGAGGAUGAAAGAAUGGUGGUUGUGUCAUUUUUGGGGAAUGCGGACGAUCAACAUGCUACGAGAUGCGAUACAUACAGAGAAUGCUGAGCUUUUGGCCCCUGAAGACGAGGCUGUGCGAGAAUUUCCGGGCGCUGCUCAGAUGGGAAAGAUUUAUUACCGAACUGCUGUUGCAUCAAAAGAGCUUGGUAAUGAGUAUGAAGCUCGAAGACUGUUGAGGGUAGCAAGAGCCUACCUGCCGGACGAUGAAGCCGUGAAGAGAGAGAUUGCGGCGACAGCGCUGAGUCUUGGAGGCCCUUCGCCACAUCCAUGGGCACGAACUUUCGCACCGCAAAGCUGA
Messenger RNA from Cercospora beticola, 1343 nucleotides. RefSeq lists its product as uncharacterized. Gene Ontology annotation, molecular function: protein binding. The record is from RefSeq and is a predicted model, not a curated record. NCBI's taxonomy places the organism in Eukaryota, Fungi, Ascomycota, Dothideomycetes, Mycosphaerellales, Mycosphaerellaceae.